CCACGAAGACGAAGCCCGCCCAAUUAGAGUGCCACAAAUCUCGUUUGUAUGUGCACGAGAGACAUUGCAAGUGUGCCGUGCAAAUGCAACGCGAGCUCUUCUGCACUUAAUUUGCUGAAGAUUCGGGGUUUAAAAAUAAAUUCACGAGAGUCAGUUUGUUGCCAGCUAUCUAAACAUCCACUUGCACUCUUCCCAUUUGCCAUUUUCAUCAGCCCUUUUCGCAGUCGAUCUUAGGAGAAAAAAACCCCCCCUGGAGGGAGAGUUUUCGCUGUGCCACGAAUUGUGAUGUCGUGAAUUAAGACAAUAUUGUUCUAACAUAAAUUAUGGGAGUGAAUCAAUUACAUCUCUCAAGUGUCUCACUGUGAACCCAGCGGAGCGCCCAUAAAAUUCCACCUCCAUCUAUGGAUACAGUGAGGAUUUUCUGCUUUUUAGUGGCAUCAUUCCACAUUCUCAGCACACACACUCUUGGGAGUAAGAUAAGAAUUGGCGGGCUGUUUGACACCGACCAGGAAGAUGUGCGACUCGCCUUUGGCUAUGCCGUGAACAUUGCCAACACGGAAAUCCUCGAUCCUGCCAAUGGAUUCCAACUGGAGGCGCUGCAAGUGGAAGUUCCCUUCGGCAAUGAGUUCUUGGUGUCGAAGAAGCUCUGUCGCCUGCUCAAGAGUGGCGUUGCUGCCAUAAUUGGCCCCCAAUCUCCCGUCUCGGCGGUGCACGUCCAGAGUAUCUGCGAUGCCAAGGAAAUGCCCCACAUUGAGACGCGCUGGGAACCCGUGGCCACCGCCGGAAUGCCCUCGCUCAACAUCCAUCCGCACGCCCAGACGCUCAGCCGCGUCUUCGUGGAUUUGGUGCGCGCUUUCGACUGGAAAUCAUUCACAAUUGUCUACGAAAAUGCGCCAUAUCUCGUCGCUCUCGCGGACCUCCUGAAGCUGUACGAUCCCAAAGGACACACCGUCACUGUCCGACAACUCGACUUGGGCCUUCAGGAUAACUAUCGAGCCGUCUUGCGGCGUGUUAAGUUGUCAGAGGAGAAGAAUAUCGUUCUGCACUGCUCCGUUGACAUUCUCCCUGAAGUGCUGAAGCAAGCGCAGCAAGUGGGAAUAAUGUCUGAGAAUCAUCAGUACAUCAUCACAUCAAUGGAUCUGCACACAAUCGAUCUCGAGCCUUAUCAGUACAGCGACACGAACAUCACGGGGAUUCGAUUGAUUGAUCCUGAAGACCAGAGAUUGCUGCAAGUGACGGAUUUCUGGAAGAAUCUCCACGAAGAGGAGAAUCUCGAGCUUCCGGACUCCAUGAUGCCGGCGAAUAUCAAGACAGAAGUCGCUCUGACCUUCGACAGUGUUCUCCUCUUCGCUGACGCCUUCAAUCAGCUGCACGGAACCAAGCAACUCAAGCCAGUCUCGCUCAACUGUGACGACGGAGACACCUGGAUCAACGGAUACAGCAUUGUGAACUACAUGAAGACGUCUAACACCAGAGGACUCACCAGGAACAUCAAAUUCGACCACAAAGGCCACAGAACGGACUUUCUUCUCGACAUUGUGGAAUUGGGAGCUGCUGGAUUGGAGAAAGUCGCUGUCUGGAACUCCUCCGAAGGACUUCAGCCGGCUAGAGCGACUCCUGCCGGUGACGGCGGCAUGGAAGAUGGUUUACUGAAGAACAAGACAUUCAUCGUGAUCACCGCUCUGAGUCCACCAUAUGGAAUGCUGAGACUAACACCCAACACACUAACUGGCAAUGAGAGAUUCGAAGGCUUUGGCAUCGAUUUGAUUCAUGAACUCUCACUCAUGCUCGGCUUCAACUACACUUUCACACUGCAAGAGGACGGAGUUUACGGAACCAUGGAUGAGAAUGGCAACUGGAAUGGAAUGAUGAAGGAAUUGAUGGAUUACAGAGCUGAUCUCGCUAUCACAGAUCUCACAAUAACAGCUGAACGCGAGAGUGCCGUUGACUUCACCAUGCCAUUCAUGAAUCUCGGCAUUUCCAUCCUGUACAAGAAGCCCACGAAGCUCGCGCCGUCGCUCUUCUCCUUCAUGAGUCCCUUCAGCGCCGAGGUGUGGAUCUACCUUGGCUUCGGCUACAUGGGAGUGUCAAUUUGUCUGUUCAUCCUGGGCAGAAUAUCGCCUGGUGAGUGGGACAAUCCCUAUCCGUGCAUCGAGGAGCCGGAAUUCCUCGAGACUCAGUUCACCUUCCGCAACGCCAUGUGGUUCUGCAUCGGAGCUCUGCUGCAACAGGGCACGGAAUUGGCGCCAAAAACCCCAUCAACGCGCGCAAUUGUGUCAAUCUGGUGGUUCUUCACCCUCAUCAUGGUGUCGUCGUACACGGCAAAUCUCGCCGCCUUCCUCACCGUCGAAUCCCUCUCGCCCACCAUCGGCAGUGCUGAGGAUUUGGCAGGAGCCAAUGGGGCGAUUAAGUACGGCGCCAAGAGGGGCGGCAGCACUUUCAACUUCUUCAAGGAUGCCGAGUACGAGACGUACCAGAAGAUGUACGAAUACAUGAACGACAAUCCAGACAUGCUGACAUCGUCUAAUCCAGAGGGAUUGUCACGCGUCAAAAACGAGAAUUACGCCUUCCUCAUGGAAUCCACCUCAAUUGAGUACAUCACGGAGCGGGAUUGCGACGUCACAAUGGUGAAUGGUUUGCUGGAUGACAAGGGAUACGGGAUUGCCAUGAGAAAGAACUCUCCGUAUCGCAACACGCUGAGCGCAGCUGUUCUGCAACUGCAAGAAUCGGGAAAACUGGCGCUGUUCAAGAUAAAGUGGUGGAAGGAGAAACACGGCGGAGGAGCUUGUGCGACCGUCGGCGGUGAUAGUGCCGCCGUUGCAUUGGGAAUAGCAAAUGUGGGUGGUGUGUUUUUGCUCCUCUUCAUCGGCUUAACGGCAGCUGUUGUCAUCAGUCUGUUGGAAUUCCUUUUCGAUAUCAAAGCACGCGCCAAAGAGCUCAAGGUGUCUUUUCGCGAGGAAUUCAUCGAGGAGAUGAAAUUUGUGGGCAAGUGUCACGGAAACACGAAAAUAGUUCGUCAUCGGAAGAGUUCAUCAUCGAAUUCCAAGUUGUCAGCGUCCACAGACCACAUUGAGCGCGGAUCUACACGCUCACGCUCCACUGAUGGCAAGAAUUCGUCCAGAAAUAUCGCCAAUGUGCCGGAUAUGAUCGUGACAGCGGCCAAUGGACAUCCAUGGUUUAUGGUGAAAAUAAUGAAUGGGCUUCUAAGUGUUUUCUUAUUGAAUUAUCUCCUCAUCUUUGCCCUCGCAUACGAACCGACCGUGAAACUUGGUGCAAUCUUCGAGGGACCCGCGGACGAUGCCGAGCUGGCGUUCACGUACGCCGUGGAAACGGCCAAUAACGAGAUUCUUGCACCCACAAACAGUCGACAAUUGGAAGCCGUUCCAAUUCGCGUGUUCGACAGCAAUGAAUUUAUGGUCUCCAAGAAAGUCUGUCGAACACUUCGUACGGGAAUUGCUGGAAUUAUUGGUCCACAAUCGCCACAUUCAUCGGUUCACGUCCACAGUAUCUGCGACGCCAAGGAGAUGCCCCACAUUCAGGCACGUUGGGAUCCCAUCGCCAGCACCCCGUUCGCCCUCAACAUCCACCCAGAUCCUCACACGCUCGCCCGCGUCUUCGUCGACAUGGUGCGGGCAUGGGAGUGGAAGGAAUUCACAAUACUCUACGAGAAUGCGGCCCAUUUGCCACGAUUGUCAGACCUGCUGAAGAUGUACGACCCCAAAGGUUACACCAUCACCGUGAGACAGUUGGACUUGGGAUUGCAGAAUAACAAUUACCGCUCUGUGCUGCGAAGGGUGAAAUUGGCCAGAGACAUCCACAUUGUGCUGGACUGCUCGGUGGAGGUUCUGCCCGAGGUGCUGAAGCAGGCCCAACAGGUGGGCCUCAUGACGGACUACCACCAGUUCAUCAUCACCAAUCUGGACCUGCACACGCUCGACCUGGAGCCGUAUCAGUACAGCGGCACCAACAUCACCGGCAUUCGCCUCUACGACCCCGAAGAUCUGCGCGUGCAGCAAAUCACACAAUACUGGCAGCAUCAGCACCGAAUCCAGGGCCAGGAGAUGAGCGGGGGACUCCAGGCGCACAAUUUGAGCACCGAAACUGUCCUGGUCUUUGACAGUGUCAUUAUAUAUGCCGAGGCCCUCAAGCAAUUAAAGGGCAGUCGACAAUUGCGACCAACUCAACUCAAUUGCGACGACAACCUGACGUGGAGCAGCGGAUCCAGCAUUAUGAACUUCAUUAAAACGAGUCACGCCCGAGGACUUAGUCGUGAUAUUCACUUCGACAACAAAGGACUCAGAAGUGAUUUCCUCCUCGAUGUCGUUGAACUGGGUCCGGCGGGAUUGCACAAGAUUGGCAUGUGGAACUCCACGGAGGGCCUCAAUUUGACGAGACACUAUCAAAUACUGACAGCAGACAGCGAUGAGAAUCCACUGCGAAAUAAGACUUUUAUCGUCUUAACUGCUCUGAGUCCGCCGUACGGAAUGCUGACGGAAUCCGCUCAUAAAUUGUCGGGCAACGCUAGAUUCGAAGGCUUUGGCAUUGAUUUGAUUCAUGAGCUCUCACUCAUGCUCGGCUUCAACUACACUUUCACCUUGCAAGAGGACGGAGUUUAUGGCACGAGUGACGAGAACGGCGAGUGGAAUGGAAUGAUUAAGGAGCUGCUGGAGUUCAGAGCAGAUUUGGCCAUCACAGACUUGACUAUCAACUCAGAUCGCGAGAGUGCCGUUGACUUCACCAUGCCAUUCAUGAAUCUCGGCAUCUCCAUCCUGUACAAGAAGCCCACGAAGGAGCCGCCGUCGCUCUUCUCCUUCAUGAGUCCCUUCAGCAAGGAAGUGUGGGGAUAUCUGGGAAUGGCUUAUCUGGGCGUCUCUCUCUGCCUCUUCAUCCUGGGCAGAAUAUCCCCUGGUGAGUGGGACAAUCCCUUUCCCUGCAUCGAAGAGCCUCGCGUCCUGGUCAAUCAGCUGCACUUCGGAAACUGCCUGUGGGGCACGAUUGGCGUUCUGCUGCAGCAGGGAAGCGACGUGGCGCCCAAAGCUCCAUCUGCACGCGCCGUUGCCUCCAUUUGGUCCUUCUUCACAUUAAUCAUGGUGUCCUCGUACACAGCCAAUUUGGCCGCCUUCCUCACAGUCGAAUCCGUCCAUUCGCCCAUCAACAAUGCCGAGGAUCUGGCCAACAUGAAGGGUGCCAUCAGAUACGGCGCCAAGAGGAGCGGCACGACAUUGACCUUCUUCAGGGAUGCCGAGUAUCCGAUAUACCAGGAGAUGUACAAAUACAUGUCAGAUCACCCAGAAAUGCUGACAGCAUCGAAUCCCGAGGGAUUGGCGCGCGUCAAGUCAGAGAAUUACGCCUUCCUCAUGGAAUCCACCUCAAUUGAGUACAUCACGGAGCGCGAGUGCAAUGUGGCCAAGAUCGGAGGACUGCUGGACGACAAAGGAUACGGAAUAGCAAUGCGGAAAAAUUCCGCGUACCGAAGCGCCCUGAGCGAAGCUGUUCUUCAGCUGCAAGAGACGGGAAGACUCAGUGCUCUCAAGACAAAGUGGUGGGAAGAGAAACGCGGCGGAGGCGCUUGUGGUACCGAUAAAUCCAAUGAUGGCGCUGAGCGUCUGGACAUGGCCAAUGUCGGCGGAGUGUUCGCGGUUCUGGUCUGCGGAGGCGCCUUUGGCAUUUUCUUCGGCUGCUGCGAGUGGCUGUAUGUGAUCAGGAAGCGAGCGAACCGGAAGAAAGUAUCGCUGAAGACGGAGUUCCUGUCGGAGUUCAAAUUCGUCGCCGCCUGCCAGAGCAACGUUCGCAUCCUGAGAGAUCGAAGUGACGAGAUAGACUCUCAGCACUCUGCCAUGUCAGAAGCCUCCACAAAGUCCCGAAUAAGUCCUUCUUAACUCUCUCUGCGCCACAAAUAUUACUUAUUCAAAGCGAUCCACCCACAAAUAUAGCCAAAAGAGCCAAAAAGUGAAGACAAAGAGUGGAAAAAAGGCAAACUCGUGCAAGACUUUCCCUUUUAUUUCCCUCUAAAGUACUUUUUUAUUCACUACCCCCAAAACCAUGAGAAGAAAUCCACGUCGACUGGCAGACAUAACAUGAAAAAUUGCGAAAAUUCAAUGAUAUACUGCACUCAACUUUACAACUUUAUCAACUUCAAAAUAAAUCACACAAUUUUUGCCAAAACCACACAUAUGGGGGAGAAGGAGAGACUGAAGGGCGCAAAAAUGUUGGGCAAUUGACGUAAGGGAGGAGAGAAUAAAGUAAAUAUUUG
This is a messenger RNA of Phlebotomus argentipes, 6253 nucleotides long. RefSeq lists its product as uncharacterized. Gene Ontology annotation, molecular function: glutamate-gated receptor activity; transmitter-gated monoatomic ion channel activity involved in regulation of postsynaptic membrane potential. The coding region runs from base 402 to 5879 and encodes 1825 amino acids. Gene Ontology annotation, biological process: modulation of chemical synaptic transmission; synaptic transmission, glutamatergic; monoatomic ion transport. The record is from RefSeq and is a predicted model, not a curated record. NCBI's taxonomy places the organism in Eukaryota, Metazoa, Arthropoda, Insecta, Diptera, Psychodidae. The transcript is spliced from 20 exons. Gene Ontology annotation, cellular component: postsynaptic membrane; plasma membrane.